This is a messenger RNA of Syngnathus typhle (broad-nosed pipefish), 1601 nucleotides long. It is a transcript of the gene stx7l, whose product is annotated as syntaxin 7-like. Gene Ontology annotation, biological process: vesicle fusion; intracellular protein transport; vesicle-mediated transport. NCBI's taxonomy places the organism in Eukaryota, Metazoa, Chordata, Actinopteri, Syngnathiformes, Syngnathidae. The transcript has 10 exons. Gene Ontology annotation, cellular component: endomembrane system; SNARE complex; synaptic vesicle. Bases 169 to 942 code for a protein of 257 amino acids. The record is from RefSeq and is a predicted model, not a curated record. Gene Ontology annotation, molecular function: SNARE binding; SNAP receptor activity.
UUCAGUGCGUUUAAAACAUAUAAAUUAAACAAUAGAUAUAUAUUUUAAAACCUUUUUCCAUCUACUCGUGAUUUGUCACGGGGCCCUUACGUCACGUGCCGAGGCGGGUCGACAUCAGGAAGUGUCCCGACGCAACUCUCCUCCUCAACCACCGCUAAGUUCUCCAUCAUGGCCUACCAGGCUGGUUUUCCGGAGGAGCCUAAUGCUUUGGUUCAAAUCAUUAGCUCCAACAUCCAGAGACUCACCCUGCUGACUUCCGAGCUACAGAGGGCGCUGUCACUGCUUGGAACCGAUCAGGACAGCAACCAGCUGCAAGUGACGCUGCAGCAGAACCAGCAACAAGGUAACCAGCUCGCCAAGGAGACGGACCGGCUCAUGAAGGAGUUCAGCGCGCUUCCUGUGGGCGCAGACCAGAGGCAGAGAAAGAUUCAAAAAGAGCGUUUGCUCAACGACUUCUCGGCGGCGUUGAACACCUUUCAGAAGACGCAGCGGUUGGCGGCCGACAAAGAACGAGAGUUUGUGGCCCGAGUCAGAGCCAGCUCCAAGGUGUCGGGUGGCCAGCCUGAGACUCAUUAUGGAAGUGUCACCCCUUUCCCAAGUGACCUGCAGGUGCAGGACCAGGAUGAGGCCGUCAGCGAGGAUGAUCUCCGGUUGAUCCAGGAGAGAGAGUCAGCCAUCAGGCAGCUGGAGUCAGACAUCACAGACAUCAAUGACAUCUUCAAGGACCUUGGGACGAUGGUGCACGAUCAAGGCGACAUGAUUGACAGUAUAGAGGCCAAUGUGGAGAGUGCAGAUGUGAACGUCCAGAGUGCCACGCAGCAGCUUGCACGUGCUGCCGACUAUCAGCGGAGCUCUCGGAAGAAGAUCUGCAUCCUGAUUUUAAUCCUGGUCGUCGUUGCCGUCGUCGUCGGCCUCAUCAUCUGGGGCGCCUCCAAGCAGUGAGUCCUCCUACUUCGCACCCCUACCGACGCUUCACGUCGGCUCCUGCUGCCAAGAAAUGUAAAAGCUCAACGGCCACUCGAUUGGGUAUGCACACACCAGCGAGUCGGAGUCAAUGCGAUAAGAGCUGAAGCAAACAUUUCUGUCACUGAUGAACUGGAAUGGCACCGGUGGUGCGGCACUAAAAAUAAACCUGACAAUGGUGUUCCACUUCAGGCCUUAAGGUGGCGGUAAUGAACAUUGCCAGACACAACAACAGAUUCACCAAAUCUUGCCAUAUGGGCAAAAGCAAGAUUUUUCAUGAAGCUCUUUUAUUUUCAUUCCAAUGACUUUGUGCAGGUGGGUCUAAUUUUGUUGGCAACCAUUCUAUGUGCAAUCCUCACAGUUAGUGCUAUUAUUCCACAAUUUGGCUAAACUCAGCUAAUUUCUAAACAAAAAUUAACUUAGCAUGGUUUUAAGUUAAGAUUUCUCAAGAAGGUUAUAUUGUGGAGUGAGACGCUUAACAUGAAGUUGCUUUUUCUUGUUGAUAUGAAGGAAGCUAAAAACAGUCAUCACAACAUGGUGAGUAAAUAACAGAUCAAAAUGUGCAUGUAUAUAUUUUUUUGUAAAUGACAAAUGUGCUGCCUCCCAUGUGCCCAAUCUAUUAAAUAUAUCUUAUCAUA